GUCUUCUCACUCUUUUUCUCACUUCAAAGGGAAAUGCAGUGCUUGACAAUGGUGGCUACGUUGUAGAAUCCUAAACCCUAACCCUAACAAAAACGACCGAAAAAAAAAUUUGGGAAUCUUUAAGAAAAUUCUAUUGAUCGAUCUUUGCGACGCCAUGGACGUGGACCAUGAUCAACCUUCCGCCGCGGCCGCGAAGGCCCAGGCGCUGCAGACCCUAGCAGCGGGUCCUCUCUCCUCAUCGGUGGCAAAGCUCGCCGCGUCCUCGCGCUGCCUCCCUUCUGACAAGGACUUCCACUUCUACCGAAACUUCGAGGAGUUUAAGGUCCCUGUCGAGGAAAUCGCGAGGGAGUCGCGGUCGAUGCUGGAGGCCAUCGGAGCCGCGGCGCACGCAGCGUUCCCUGCUGACGUCGACGACGCCUAUGACUGGCUUGUGAACGUGAACGAUGAUGUCCUGGAGCGGUUUGAUGCAUCCAUGGACGAGUUCCGGAGGCAUCGGGAGGAGGAAAAGACUGGGCAUCCGGCGAAGCACCCGAUGGAGGAGGAUGGGUUUCAGCUGGUUUCUGGGAGGAAGAAGAAAGGGGCAAGAGGGAAUGUGAUUCCAGGGACGGGUCCUGAGGUGAGUCCGGCGACACCUGGAGUCACUGUGGCGACUAAGGAUAAGAAGACGAUGGGGCCCAAGCCCAAGGUUCCGUUUCAUAUUCCAACUAUAAGGAGACCGCAGGAUGAGUAUAGUAUUGUGGUUAACAAUGCAAACAUGCCUUUUGAGCAUGUGUGGUUGCAGAGUAGCGAAGAUGGGUCAAGGUUCAUUCAUCCACUGGAAAUGCUCUCUGUUUUGGAUUUUGUUGAUGGAAGUCCUGGGGAUGUUGUGCCAAUGAAGCCUCCCUCAAUAGAUAACACUCCUUUCAAGCUCGUGGAGGAAGUCAAAGAUUUAAAGGAGUUGGCUGCUAGGCUGCGUUCUGUUAAUGAAUUUUCGGUUGAUUUGGAACAUAAUCAAUAUCGGUCUUUUCAAGGUUUGACUUGCCUUAUGCAAAUCUCAACAAGGGCUGAAGAUUUUGUUGUUGACACAUUGAAACUUCGCAUUCAUAUAGGACCCUAUCUUAGGGAUGUUUUCAAGGACCCUUCCAAGAAAAAGGUCAUGCAUGGUGCGGAUCGUGAUAUUUUAUGGCUUCAACGAGACUUUGGAAUUUAUGUUUGUAAUCUGUUUGACACUCACCAGGCUUCAAAGUUGUUAGGCUUGGAGAGAAAUAGUUUGGAGUAUAUUCUGUAUCAUUUUUGUGAAGUUACUGCAAACAAAGAUUACCAGAAUGCAGAUUGGAGACUACGUCCACUUCCUGAUGAGAUGCUAAGAUAUGCUAGAGAAGAUACACACUAUCUGUUAUAUAUAUAUGAUUUAAUGAGGAUUAAGUUAUUUGCCUUGUCUAAGGAUUCUGAAAGUUCUGAGUCUUCUGAUAUUUCUCUGGUGGAGGUCUACAAACGAAGUUAUGAUGUCUGCAUGCAGCUGUAUGAGAAAGAACUUUUGACAGAGAACUCCUAUCUUCAUAUAUAUGGGUUGCAAGGAGCUGGUUUCAAUGCUCAGCAGCUUGCCAUUGUAUCUGGACUAUGUGAAUGGAGAGACAUUGUUGCCCGGGCAGAGGAUGAGAGCACAGGAUAUGUAUUGCCAAAUAAAUCCGUUCUUGAAAUCGCUAAGCAGAUUCCUCUUACUACAAGCAAACUAAGACGAUUAGUGAAGUCAAAACACCCUUAUGUUGAACACAAUCUUGAUACAGUUGUCAGCAUCAUUAGACAUUCUAUUCAGAAUGCUGCUGCAUUUGAAGAAGCAUCUCAACUGUUGAAAGAAGCACACGCUGCCGUGGCAUUAGAUGUGGUACCAGUUACUGAUGGAACUGAAGACCCCCAAUUCUAUAAACAAGAUUCUAAGGAACCUUCUGUGCAUCAAGAUACAAACGUACAAAUAAAAAUCAAGUCCAGUAGUCUUACAUCUGAGCCAAGGGUGAGUCUCACAGUUUUAGAGCUGGAUAGGGAUGCAAAUGUUGGUGCACUUUCUUCGGAAAAGGGAAAUAGAACGACUGUUCAGGUGCUAAAAAAGCCUUCUGGUGCUUUUGGGGCACUUCUGGGGAAUUCAGCUUCAAAGAGGAAGCUUGGUCCUGAUAAGGGAAAGGAAGAUAUCAAGUUAGAGCAGAUUAGAGCUUCCGUUAGUCUUCCUUUCCAUACAUUUUUGGGUAGCAGCGAGAAGUUAGAACCUACAGUACAAACUCCCAGUGUAGCGACUGAAAUAUUAGAGCCACCGAAACCUGUUUCUGAUAUAGUUUCUGCCUCUCCGCUUGAUGAGAUUAUAAUGCUAGAAUCUGAUACGGGUGCAGAGGGUAUGGAGCUGAAUAACCUAGAAAACUACAAUGUGCACAUGGAGAAAAGUUCUGGUGUGUUCACUUCGGGAAAAGAGGAUAAAGAACCAGUGUCUCUAUCGGAAUUAUCAUCAAAUUUUAAAAAAUGCUUUCAUUCAAAUGACCAAAAUAAUAAAACCAGACAGCACGGGAAAACUGAAGAGUCCAGUGGCGUGGUGCAGCUGAAGGCAUUUGAUUAUGAAGCUGCAAGGAAGCAUGUCGAGUUUGGAGAACAUACAAAGCAUGCAUCUUCCCAGGAUUGUGGUGAGGUAGAGGUCUCAGAUAGCAAGCAACUUUCGACAAUUGGGCAGGAACAAGCUAGUAAUUCGACUAAACAAUUGCAACAAGGUAAAAGACGUCAGGCUUUUCCAGCUUCUGGGAAUCGUAGUGCAACAUUUCGCUGAGAAAUGAAAAUGGUACAAAAAUGGGAAACCAAGAUGUUCAAUAUAGCGUAGCGUCGAAUCUAAGAUUGGCAAGAUAUAGAAAUUUAUGAAUUUAAGUUUACAUCUUAAAAUUUUAAUUUUUACAUGUUGGUCAUUAGCAGCAACAUUUAUCCUUGUGUAGCUGAUAAUUAGUAUGAAAGAUGAAAAUUAUUUCUGGGAGGCAAGAAAAUCUGGUAGGCAUUGUAAAUCUACUUAACAUUUUUCAUUGUUUAUUUCUCACUUGCAUUUCAAUCUAGGAAUUUAAAUCCGGUCAACAUGAA
Molecule: messenger RNA, 3084 nt
Organism: Vigna unguiculata (cowpea)
Lineage: Eukaryota; Viridiplantae; Streptophyta; Magnoliopsida; Fabales; Fabaceae
Product: Polynucleotidyl transferase, ribonuclease H fold protein with HRDC domain-containing protein
Biological process (GO): poly(A)-dependent snoRNA 3'-end processing; nuclear polyadenylation-dependent rRNA catabolic process; exonucleolytic trimming to generate mature 3'-end of 5.8S rRNA from tricistronic rRNA transcript (SSU-rRNA, 5.8S rRNA, LSU-rRNA)
Cellular component (GO): nuclear exosome (RNase complex); nucleolus
Molecular function (GO): 3'-5'-RNA exonuclease activity; nucleotide binding; single-stranded RNA binding
Source: RefSeq, a predicted model, not a curated record